GUCAGCCCAAGCUUCUGCUUUCUCCUGGGUUCCUUGAUCAAGACAUUCAACUUCAAGAUUCUCCGGCGUGCCGUUUUGAAGGUACGAGGGACUGAAAUUUCUGAUUGGAUGCUUCAUAUCAGAUAUCUUGAAGUCACUCCGCUUAAUUUGCAAGAAAAAAGAGACAUCCUGCUUACAGAUUGCAUCGCUGUGAUGAGAAUGGUUCUGAAUAUAUAUUGGAUUCCCCAGAAAUGAGCUCUGCCAGUAACAUUUUGGAUUCUGCAGGAGCAGUUGGGGUGUGUAAUAUGACCCGAAUUCAGCAUAGAAAUGGAAAGUAUGAUGCAGCAGAGAACGCGAUUGCUUCCUCUGGGAAAUCUUGUACACCAGCUCCUGCUUUUGAGUUUUGUGUUAGAUCGGAAGAUGGGAUCAACCUUAUUGUUGAUUUGGAUUCAAGCCUGUCAGACUGGCCUAUGAGACUGGAAAAUGAGGUGUUUACUUGUCAGAAUUUGCAGAAAAACAAAUUUCAAAGUUUUUGUCAGGAGCUUGAAUAUUUAGGAAACGGUAAGAAGGACAUAGAGAGUUCACUUCUCUGGAAUACAGAUUCAGACAAGAACCUGAACAACGGCCAUGUGCAUACUGACUCCUUGCUGAAUUUAAUUACGAAUGAAAAUGAUCAUGUGGGAUGUGGUCAACCACAGAGAGAGGACUGGUCACUGGGACUCUUGCCGGCAAAAUCAUGCAGUGGUUCUGCAGAAAUGUCUGCACAUUUGGAGGAAGGGAAAGAUGUUGCAGUCUUAUCUAGAUUCAGUUCUGAUGUACCAAACCAGAUGGUUCGUGAUACAAAAUCUUGUCCAACAGAUGAGGAAAAUAAAACUGCUGAUUCAAAUGUUUUUGGUGCUAUUCAGGUAAAAUUAGCCCGUGAUUCUGUUCAUAACUUGACAUCAGCUAGUAAAGGUCUUAACUUAUUGGAGGAUCAAAAUUCAAAGCUGCAUAGUGCUAAUUGUGGGAAUAUAUCAGUACAGAGCGCUUGCAGUCUUGAGAAACCAAGUGUGCAAUAUCCUGGAUGUUCAGUAACUGGUUCUGUGGAGAUGCAGCGGUCAGGAGAGGGAAGUCCCAUGAAAGAUCCAUCAUGUUCUCCUUCACUAGAUAAUUGUUCUCUGAAUUUGGUCGAUAAAGUAUACAAUGUGGAGGCAGGAGAUGGCGAAUUAGUUAUCUCCACUGAGAUUAACCAUGAUGCUUGCGUGAACUUCACACCAACAUCUUCUGAAAAAUGGGAAAGGGGGAGCCCUAUCAGCAGAACUGAGACUUCAGACAGCACAUUAGAGAAAAGGUCGGAAGACUUGGUAUCUGAUGGAGGACAUAAGAGGAGGCAUAAAGGUGAAUCUGACAAUGCUUAUGGCGAAUGUGACAAGAGAAUUUUAAGAAGCGCCAAGCGUCUAAGUGGACAGAUCAUCCCCAGAAGAUCCUUGCGAUUGGUCUCUAAGAAUUCCUUUCUGAAGAAUUUUGAUCCUCAAAUGCUUUCGAAUCAUAUAAUCGAUUUGAACUGUGCAUGCUGUCCAAAUGGUCCCUGA
Molecule: messenger RNA, 1550 nt
Organism: Ilex paraguariensis (yerba mate)
Lineage: Eukaryota; Viridiplantae; Streptophyta; Magnoliopsida; Aquifoliales; Aquifoliaceae
Source: the annotation of a GenBank genome assembly